Molecule: messenger RNA, 2738 nt
Organism: Symsagittifera roscoffensis
Lineage: Eukaryota; Metazoa; Xenacoelomorpha; Acoela; Convolutidae
Product: four and a half LIM domains protein 2-like
Exons: 3
Coding region: 1219-2631 (470 amino acids)
Cellular component (GO): Z disc; nucleus
Molecular function (GO): transcription coregulator activity
Source: RefSeq, a predicted model, not a curated record
ACAUUGAUAUAAGAGAUACCAAGGAAGAGCUGAGAGUGUAUUGCAAAAUUCAUUUUUCUGAUAAUUUUUCUUAUUGAAAGUCGAAAUUAUCCUCGGUAAACUUUUGCCGCAUUUUAUAUCCGUCAAAAUAAAUGAAGCAAAAUGGUCGGUUUUAUAUGGUGUAUCCAAACAAAAUUCAAUGCCGUUUGUUUCAUAGUCACUGAUAAUGUAGUCGAUUUGAGUUUUAGUUGAACUAAUUCUGGUCUCAUCGCUUGGACAAAAAACCUUCAAUCCAAUUUGUGGUCUCAUUUCUUCAAUUUUUCAAUCCAAAUUCUUCAAUUCAAAUUUUGGUCUCACUAGUUUCUGUGAAAACUCAGGAACAUGUAACACAACAAAAUGAAACUAAAAGUCACGGAGAACCCUUAACAAGAACGAGCUCGCCGAGGCGGAAAUCAAGCUAACAUACUACUCAAUUGCACCACCACGGCUGUAAUAAUUGGAGAAAAAAUAAUCCGAGGCAGAAAAAGUGGUUCAUAUGUAAAAUGGGGGCAAUCGACGCUAAAGAUCCUUGAAGCUACUAUAAGUUAAACACAUCUGGUGAAAAAAUAACCCGUGAUAGUGUCCAAAUGAAACAAGGGUAUGUGUUAAGCCGGAGCGGUUAUGCAUUUAGAUCCAAAAAAGACAACUGAAAAAGCGACAUGCCUAGUAACCCCGAGCCUAAAGAAACGAGCACCCCAGGCUUCAGCUACCAAAACGCGACAACGGCAGGACGGACUGAAGAGUCUCGGGGCGAUGAGAAAAGCGAUUACGAAAACAACAGAAAACCGGAAAAAACGAGCACUUAAUCGAAAGCGACUGAGAACAACUGACCUCUGAAUCAGCGCUAAUUUUUGGUCUUCAGACGCUGGCAGCUGGUCACAAGACAAAUAAAUUUGGUCGCGACAUGGUUGUAUUGAUAGUCAAAUCCGUUUGCAUGAGCUAGUUGCAGCUGUUACCUCUCAUCCAGUUGAUUGUUUUCUGUAGUUAUCGCGCAAUCAGGUUCAGCAACCUGUUACAGCAGGUAUCAUGAAAGCUGCCAAGAACAAUUUUACUUGUCUCCGAUGAACUCAGCGAAGCCUCUAUCAACAAUUUGCUGGCAUCCAUUAUUUUGAGGCUCGGGAAUGGCUCGAAACAAAGAUUUUUUUGUCAUUCAAUGAACGACUGCAAACUUCAGAGCUGUUUGAUCAAUAACUGAGGAAGAUGACAGGUGAAAAUGAGGAAACGGUGUUUUCAUGUGUGAAGUGUGAACAUGAUCUAAAUGGUCAUCGAUAUGUCCGAAGAGACGAAGGUUGCUAUUGUGUUAACUGCUAUAACGAGUUCUUAGCAAAUAGCUGCUUUGGUUGCGAACAGAAAAUACACCCUAAAUACAAGAGCUACUGCAACGAAGAUCGAUAUUGGCAUGAGUCCUGCUUUGUAUGCACUAAAUGCGAUACUGCUUUGUCCGCAGAUAGAUUUGCUCUCAAGGAAAAAGCAAUUUACUGCACGAUGUGUUUCGAUGAUAACUUUUCACCGUCAUGCAAUAAGUGCAAUGAAGUGAUUCGAAUUGGAUCGAAGAAACUAUCGUGGAGAGACAAUGUCUAUCAUUCAGACUGUAUGUUCUGCUUUUCGUGCAAGAAAACUUUGUCUUCCGAUCCUUUCCAUCCAAAGUCUGAUGGUAACAACUACUGUUUGGAUUGCUUUAAGGAGCAGUUUGCGUAUAAAUGCACCAAAUGUCACGACGCAAUUAUUGAUGACGGGGUGCUUCACGAGGAUCAGCCUUUCCACGCCAACUGUUUCAAGUGCGCUGAUUGCCAAGCUUCUCUCAGGGAUAAACAGUUCGCCCUUAUUGAUUCCAAAGAAGUUUGCACUGACUGUUAUGCUACUUAUUACGCGGAAAAAUGUGCUUCAUGCAAUCGAGCAAUCACUAGUCUGGAUGGCGACAAGCACAUGGAGUUUGAAGGGAGAAAAUGGCAUGAGGUAUGCAUGGCUUGCAAGUUUUGCCAGCUGUCGUUGGUGGAGAAGUACUUUCUAGCUGAAGGAAAAGAGAGCCAGAGUAUCGACAUAAUGUGUCUCGACUGCGGACUGAAACAGAAAGGCCUUGAUCCAGAGAAGUACCGGCAAGGAUUUUACGACGACGCGGAAAAUUCAGACGAAGAAGAAGAAGGAGCAAAACCGGAUCCGAAGCUUGCCGAUCCUUUCAAGCUCGAUCUCUUGGAAGUACACAAUAACUAUCGCGCCAAGCAUGGAGUUCCAGAUCUAAAAUGGUCAAAUUCAUGCGCUGUGCAUGCCCAGGAAUGGGCCGAAAAAUUAAUCAGGGAUAAUGAAUUCAAACACAGCGAUAACCCACGGUACGGAGAGAAUGUAGCCAAGGCCUUGAAACUGAAUCCGACUGCCGAUGAAGUUGUCUACCACUGGUACAAAGAAGUGAAAGAUUAUGACUUUUCGAAGCUCGAGUUCCAACCCGGAACUGGACAUUUUGCACAAGUAAUCUGGAAAAGCACCAAGUAUGCGGGCUUUGGGUAUGCGAAGAACGGAGAAAUAACUAUUAUUGUAGCCAACUAUAAGUGCCCAGGCAACAUGAUGGGACAGUUUGAGAACAAUAUCUCACAGCCUCAUUCGGACAAAGAAAACUAGCAGCGAACUGACUGCCCUGUGUUCUGCUAAAUUGUACAUUUUAAGCUUCUGUCGCUCGCUGAACUUGUAAUAUACCGUGAAGAAUAAUUUAAUUUUAGUGAUUUUAA